This is a messenger RNA of Mytilus trossulus (common blue mussel), 2076 nucleotides long. RefSeq lists its product as uncharacterized. The coding region runs from base 1 to 2076 and encodes 691 amino acids. The record is from RefSeq and is a predicted model, not a curated record. Gene Ontology annotation, molecular function: nucleic acid binding; zinc ion binding. The transcript has a single exon. Lineage: Eukaryota; Metazoa; Mollusca; Bivalvia; Mytilida; Mytilidae.
AUGGAUCACGUACAAACCGAUUCUGUGCAUGUGGAUUUACCGAAAACCGAAAUGCCAAUUAUGCCAAAAACAAUAAGCUCAGAUGUGGUUACUGACUUAGCCAAAUCUUUUGCCGACCAAGUUAACUUGAAUAGACUUCCUCCGCCUGAACCUCCGAUAUUUAAUGGCGAUCCAUUAAAAUAUUCGUCAUGGAAAGUUGCUUUUGAGACCUUUAUUGCGCGAAGGAACAUACCACCUUUAGAGCAGAUCCAUUACCUACGUAGGUAUGUUGGAGACUCCGUUCGUGAAGUAAUCGAAAACUUUUUCCUUAUUGCAACAUAUGACUAUUAUUUUGAUGCUAAAAAACUGUUAGACCAAAGGUAUGGUGACCCGUUUAUCGUUGGUAAUGCUUUUCGUGACCGACUAGAAAAGUGGCCUAAGAUAGCGUCUCGUGAUAGCUUAGGAUUGAGAAAAUUUUCAGAUUAUAUUAAACAGUGUCUUUCCGCAAUGAAAACGAUCAAGAAUCUGAACGUUCUUAACGAUGAUCGUGAGAACCGAAAACUUUUAUCAAAAUUUCCCGACUGGAUAGUUACACGAUGGGGACGAAUUGUCGCUCAUUAUAAAAGUGAUCAUCAUACAUUUCCCUCAUUUCAGACUUUUUCUGUGUUUAUUGAACGAGAGUCAACGAUUGCCAACGACCCUGUUACUUCUCUCAACUCUCUUAAAACAGAUAGUACACCACGAAAUACGGACACAAACUUUCGAAGUGUUAAAAAUGACCGUGAUACACCACGCAGAAAUGCAUUUGCAACGGAGACAAAGUCGACUAGUUAUGAUAGGACCAAAGAAAGUAACUCCGGUGCUAAUAAGAAUUGUUUGUUCUGUCAAAAGGCUGGACACAUACUUGAUUCAUGUAGAAACUACCUUGCAAAAUCUGUACAAGAGCGUAAAGAAUUUGCUAAGAGAACAGGCUUGUGCUUUGCUUGUUUAGGCUCUGGACAUUUAUCGAAACAGUGUAACAAACGCACAACGUGCAGCAUUUGCACAAAACGACAUCCGACAGCCUUUCAUGGAGAUGUAGUAAAACAAUAUCCGAACAAUUCAAAACAACCUACACCUUGUAAUGAGGAAAAGGAACUUUAUAAGUCUCAAACUGGUGCGGUUUUAAUGAGCAUAACCGAGUCAUAUGGAAAAAGUCCGAUGAUUGUUCAUGUGUAUCUCUCUCAUACUGAUAACCAACAACAUGAAAUACUAGUGUACGCACUCUUAGAUACUCAGUCUGAUACUACGUUCGUUUUGGACAAUACACGUCAAACUCUUGGACUUUCUGGUGCCGACGUGAAGCUGUCAUUAUCAACCAUGCAUUCACAGAAUUCAAUAGUCGAUAGCUGUAAGAUAGAUGGAUUGAUAGUAAGGGCUUACGAUAGCGACAUGAAGAUAAGGUUACCGUCUACAUUUGCACGCGACAUCUUACCGGCAAAUAGAGCACAUAUACCUACUGGUGAUAUGGCGAGAAGAUGGCCGCAGUUAGAGAAGAUUGCCAGUCAGUUGAUGCCAGUAAGUGAUUGCGAAUUCGGACUACUUAUAGGUUAUAAUUGCGCCCGUGCAUUGACUCCUAGAGAGGUGAUUCCGACAACUGAUGAUGGACCUUACGCACAGAAAACAGACCUCGGAUGGGGUAUAGUUGGUAUUGUGGAUCCGAGCUGCAUUGAUAAUGCAUUAACUACACAUUCUCACAGAAUGAUAGCGUUUGAAAGCCAUGUAUUAUUUACUAUUAGAAAUUGUACAAAAUUAGUAAGUCCCGUUGAAGUAGCGCGAAUGAUGGAACUCGAUUUUUCCGAACGAACUCAUGACAAACAGUCUAUGUCAUUUGAUGACAAACGUUUUUUGAACAUUCUUGAAAGCGGAAUCAGAGUAAAUGAUGGACAUUAUGAAAUGCCCUUGAUAAUGCAAUGCAAUACAUGGAAUAGUUUCACCUCAAUAUAUAUAGCAGUCAUUAUUAUAUACUCGUUAGUUGUGCUAACAACUAGCACAACGAUCAGAAAACUGACACCGCAGUUGAAACAUAAAUCGAAUACAGUAGAACAAAAACUUUGA